This is a messenger RNA of Prorocentrum cordatum, 686 nucleotides long. NCBI's taxonomy places the organism in Eukaryota, Dinophyceae, Prorocentrales, Prorocentraceae. The record is from the annotation of a GenBank genome assembly.
GAGGAGUUCGCAGACGGCCAGUGCGAGACCGGGUCGUGCGCGACAGAGGACCUGUGGUGGGACAGCCGGGACGAGCGGGAGCCCUUCGGCGGCGGCCUCGCGGAGGAGCUCCUGCGCGGGCUCGCCGAGGGCCUCCGUGCCCCCCCGGCGGGCCUCCCCGCCGGGGGCGGCCCCGCGGGGCAGCCGCCGCCCGUCGAUAGCGCGCCGCCUGGCGGCGGACCGCUGCCGCCCGGCGCGGCGGCGGAGCCGGGCCGCGAGGAGGCGGCCGGCGGCGUCUCGAAGCCGGCUCCCGAGCUCACGCCGGCGACGUCACGGACCGUCCACUUCGACGUGUGCAGCGAGAGCUCCGACUCCGACUCCGAUUCCUCGGUGACCAGGUCUGGCCGAGGGCGGCGCCCGCGGUGCGGGCCCAGGUUCUUCAGCCUGUGCGACUCGGACAGCUCAGAGGACCUGGGGCUGGAGGCCUGUGGCGAUGAUGAUGACGAUGAGUACGCGGGCGAUUGGACGGUGAGCCUUUCAAAGGCCGAGGAGCAAUGUCUUACAGCAUUGCCCUCCCCUGGACUUUGAGGCGCCGUCGCCGCUGCCUGCAGAGUGCUCCGUAGAGUGCGGGAGCCAGCAGCCGCGAGGCACGAGUCGGGCGCGCUGUCUUUUGUUUUGAGGCGUCGUCUCCGCCUUCCCUCGCCUCG